AGCAAAAAAAACCAGCAAAACGUAAAAAUGUUGAGAAUAUAAUAAAACGCCGUCUACCAUAUGAGUGAGCUGAUGACCGCGAAUAAAAACAUUUUCUAGUUCACAACAAACAUUCGACGUGAACACAUUGCCGAUUGUUGUUGCGAGGCCUUUAGUCACAUGAAAAUAAUGUGAAAAUUUUAACACAAUUUCUUUCGUUUUUGAUACCAUCAAAACAUCUGUACAUUACAGUAUCUACAUCACUACACGGCGUUCUUCAGAUCCACUUCAUAUCAUACCGUCGUCGAAAUAAAAUAAAAUAAAAUAAAAAAAUGAUUCACAAGAAGAAAUUCAAUUAAGGUUUUAGUCGGUUCCUGUGAGUCACUAGUACAUCUUGGAAAACGUCUAUACGGUGGAACAGCAAUUUUGUUGUGUAUUUUUUACUCGAACAACAACAACAACACAGCCGUGGCUCAUUUUAAACGAUAAAAUUUUGAAUUAAAACGCUGAAGCUCUCUGAUUUUCAUAUUUAAUUACGAGAGGAAAAAAUUGGUUGUGAUUCACAAUUUGCAUUCGCAAUUCGCUAUUCGGAUAAAUCAGUGCAUACGGGAAAUAGAUCUGAAAAAUUGUCUUCGCUUUUCGUGACAUUAUACAUUCUAAACAACAACCGAAAUAAAACAACAAUUCGUGCGCUUUAAGUGGCUUUAAUCUAGUUCGAUAUUUCAGUUCUCAGUAUUUUGUUAUAUGGACCUGUUGAGCUGCAAUAAACCAACAUUAACUUAUACAUGAAAUUUUACGAUUUACUGGUGCUUGUGACUACAAUUUUUCUAUUUUUGUGAUAAAACUCAAUCAAUGUCGAUAACGAAAUUGUUUCUUCGAUUCCAUUUACGUUUUAGUUGAUUGAUUUACAUGACAAAGUGUUCAUUGUGUUUGACCAUUGUGCUGUAGUUUAAAUGAAAACAGUUUUUCGAACGUAAUAUGUAUAAAAGUGCUGCAGUUUGUGUGUUCCUUCUAUUUAUGUUACUGGAUCAAUCAAACGCCGUACGAUGCUAUCGGUGCACAGUGGCCCCAACGAAUCGUCAUGAGAAUCGUUCCCAGCAAUUAUGCUUACAUUUCAGCGAAAGUGAUGAAUUCGUCGUGGAUUGUCCAUAUUCGACAAUGUGCGUAAAAAAGAUUUUCAAAUAUCAGCUGUUGGAUGGGGUCAUUGAAACGGUUGAACGUAACUGUGCUGAUCAGAAAUACACAGAACCGGAUUUUAAAAACGGUGCUUGGCAGGACAAAACUACAGUUGAAGAACCAUACGAGAAAGGAUGUUCAAGUGCAGUACAAAAGUUGCCCGGUACCGAGCCAACCACAUACUGCUACUGUAAGGGGUCGCUGUGCAAUUCGGCCAAUAAGGAAACAUUUAGCUAUCAUACGGACGCAAUGGCUGUUAUAUUUGUAUUUAAUGCAAUGAAAUAUUUGAGAAAUGUGGACUGAAUUUAGUGAUAAAGACAAAAAACAAAACAAAUUAGUCGUCGAAGAAAUUCCAUAAAUUUUGUACAUUUUCAACUAUCAAUUAUUGUAGCCGAAAUUGCAAUUAGUUUAUUUAUGAAUAAAAGAACUUGUGUAUUUGUGAUAGAAGAAUGA
Bradysia coprophila is the source of this 1608-nucleotide messenger RNA. RefSeq lists its product as uncharacterized. The record is from RefSeq and is a predicted model, not a curated record. Gene Ontology annotation, biological process: positive regulation of voltage-gated potassium channel activity; sleep; regulation of synaptic transmission, cholinergic. Lineage: Eukaryota; Metazoa; Arthropoda; Insecta; Diptera; Sciaridae.